Messenger RNA from Caenorhabditis remanei, 4425 nucleotides. RefSeq lists its product as uncharacterized. Gene Ontology annotation, cellular component: extracellular region. Bases 1 to 4425 code for a protein of 1474 amino acids. The transcript has 11 exons. NCBI's taxonomy places the organism in Eukaryota, Metazoa, Nematoda, Chromadorea, Rhabditida, Rhabditidae. Gene Ontology annotation, molecular function: chitin binding; serine-type endopeptidase inhibitor activity. The record is from RefSeq and is a predicted model, not a curated record.
AUGCGCUGGUGUACUUUAAGGCACCUAUUCAGUAUAUCCACAAUAAUCCUCCUAGUAGACGCUGGAUUAGAAUGUGAUCCAACUUCCAAUGUUAAAAAACCAGAUCCAGGCAGUCCUGAAUCUUAUUUAUACUGCAAUUUGGAAGGAUCCUUCUCGAAACGAAAAUGUGCUAGCGGCAAAAUUUUCAAUAGUGAAACUGGAGAAUGUGACUCCUUAAUGCAGGCCGACGAUCCGAUUGACGAUAUUUUCUCGCAGCCGUUUUUCCAAGCACCGGAUGACUUGUGCGGAGAAGGGAUUCCAUUGACUAUUCUCUCUGCACCUGUUACCUGUAAUCCUUCAAUCAGCAGUUGUCCAGAUGGCUACAGUUGUCAGUUUUACGAGCGCACAGGAUCCAGUUACUGCUGUCAAAACCCAACACCAACCGCCAAAAGUUCAACUGACAAAAUUAACUGCGGCGAGGGACGAGUUACAUAUAUUGAGAUGGCUACUGGAAAACCACGUUCCUGUGUUCUCGCCAAUGACAACUCCUGUCCAGCUGGAUUUGGAUGCACUCUAGUCGCUGGAACUACCACAAGAUGUUGUGCAAAGGAUAUGGGUUGUGCUAUCAACUCGGCUCCUCAGCUGAGAGGAAGUAAUCCGAUUGAAUGCUCACCAACCGAUGGCAGCGCCUGUAAGAGUGGAUAUGUCUGCAGCAAGAGCCAAUACCUGAACAAGUUCAUUUGUUGCUCUAAUCCGGACGGUGAAAUUAUGGGCUCAUGUCCUGGAGGUGAAACACCACUUGAGAAUACUCAGUGUUCUGCCAAUAAGCCAUGUCCGAACGGAUUCUCUUGCAACGAUAAAAAGUGUUGUCCAUACGCUAGUGUCUGCCCUGCAGGAGCUCCAUUGAAUAAUGGACCAAUGAAGUGCAGUGAAAAUGCUCCAUGUCCAGAAGGACACUCUUGUAUCUCCAAUGCUGGAAUUCAGUACUGUUGCCCGGCUAAAGAAAAAGUUUGCUCUCUGCCAAGAAACGGAGGUGUCCAAUGUGCUUCAUCCAUGAAAUCUUCCAACCGUUACUACUUUGAUAUCGCUACCGCCACGUGUCGCUCAUUCAAAUUCACCCAAUGUGGAGGAAAUGCCAAUAAUUUUGGAUCACUUGAAGAAUGCGAGGGAUUCUGUGUUGACACUCAAUGCCCCAAUGGUCAAGCUCAUCGAGUCGGUGCGGUGAAUGCCAAUUGCGCACUCGCACAGGCAGACACUUGCCCAAAUCAGCACUUUUGUCAACUUCCGCUAUUUGGCCCGAGCCCUAUUUGCUGCCCAACACCGGAAUUGACGUGCAAUGAGAUGGUGUCAGCGGGAACGCCAUGUUUUGGAAGAGGGCUCACUAUUCAGAGAUAUUAUUUCAAUCCUUCCACUCAAAAAUGCCAACCCUUCCACUACUACGGUUGUAAUGGAAACGGAAAUAAUUUCGAAUCCAUUGACCAAUGUCAAAAUUUCUGCCUCCAUUCUGCUGAUAAUGCUUGUGACGGUCUCGUCCCAUUGAAGAAUCCUAAUAGCGAACUUCAAAGAUGCAGUGAAGACGAUCCAUGCCCAGCUGGAUACGAAUGUAAUGACUCUGCCUUCUGUUGUCCAACCUCUGAAAAUGCCUGUAACGCCAAUAUGUCUAGAGGAAACGGAUGCAAAGGGUCUACCCAGAGAAGCAUGUGGUUCUAUGACAAAUCUAAGAAGAAGUGCUCGCAAUUUGUAUACAAUGGAUGUGGAGGUACCGCUAAUAGAUUCACCAACAAAGUCGCUUGCACCGAAUCAUGCGUUCAAUCCAGCGCUUUUGGUCUUUGCCCAAGAGGAAUGAAUCCAUUCACUGAAGACGGAGAAAUUACACCAAAAACAUGUACUCUGAAUGUUCGUGCUACUUGUCCAAGUGGAUCGUCUUGUGUCAAGUCAUCAACAAAUCAACCUAUCUGCUGUAAAGCUGUUACUGCUUGUCCAAACAACCGUAUUCCAUACAAUAUCCCUGGAACCAACUCCGUCGUUGCUUGUAGCAUUGAACGGGACGACUGUCCAGAAGAAUUCCAGUGCCUUGAAUCAGCUACUGCUCCAGGAUUCCACAUGUGCUGCUCCGGACCACUUCCCUCAUCCCAAAGACCUGUAAGACCAAUUCCACCACCACCAGCUCCAAAAACUAGACGACCAUAUGAACCGGAUAGUUUUGCUGAACUUCUCUCCAAUAUUUCUCCAUGCCCUCCACAACUUUUCAGUAGCGGACAGAGUUGUACAGUCAACCAAAUUGGAGACUGUCCAAAAAACCAUAUUUGCUUCCGUGACGUUGGAUUCAAGCAGGGAGCAUGCUGCAGAACUACUCCACCAAAAUGUAGUCAGAAAGGAUACGUUCCAGUUUUCCUCGACAGAACUCAAGUUCAAGUGUGCCAGGUUGAUAUUGACGGAUGUCCAGAAGACUCCAAAUGCAUGACUUCAAGCGUAGCAAAACUAGCGAUUUGCUGCCAGAAAUAUCAGCCACCAACUCCGAACAACAGGCCAGCGAACAGAGGAGUCAAUCAAGGAUCAGCCGCAAACAACAACAACAAUCAAAACAACAAUAAGGGUGCUGUGUGUGCGAACGGAGAACUACCGUUCCGCGGGCUAGACAACAAAUUCCAAGAGUGCAACUUUGUUCAUAAUACUUGCCCAUCAGGAUACCAAUGCGAGUUCUCCUCAACCGGACAAGCUGUCUGCUGCACUAAUAAUAAUGUGAUUCGCUGUCCAUCUGGAUCCUCAGUAUUCGAGUAUGGAGGUAGACCACUUGCCUGUCCAGCCGGAAGUAACAAAUGUCCACAAGGAUACAGCUGCAUGCCUUCAACCAAUCCACAACAUCAUCUCUGUUGUUCCUCUGGGUCUGGAAUGGGACUGUCUCAACCACAAUGUCUUCGAGGAGUUGCUUACGUCAAUCCAGCAACCAACCAACGUCAAUUCUGUUCUCCAAUGAGAGCUGACUGUCCAGCAGGAUACACUUGUUUCGAAUCCGAUCAAUCUUCUCAAUUCAUUUGUUGUACUCAUGGAGAUCUCAGCGACAGAUUCCAAGGAUACUGCCCACCACGCCAAAUUCCAUACAUUUCAAGAGACGGAUUCCCGCCAACGUGUCACAUGCAAUUGUCUCCAUGCCCAACUACUGCUCCAUACGUUUGCAUCUACUCUCCAGAGAAACAAGAUUCUUACUGUUGUGCUCCUAUUGAUACCGCAGUGCAUGUUGUGAAUCCAGAUAGAGGAUUUGCUUCUCCGGCCAAGAAUAUCGAUCUUCUUGAGACUCCAGAAGCACCAAAUUCCAACGUUCCAGGAAUGACUCAAACCUUCCCAGGAGGACCAUCAGCUCCAGGAAUGGGGCCAGUUGCCAUGCCAGACCCAAUUCCAGGUGUAGACAACACCAGAAUUUUACCACCUGCACUAGCACAGGCUGAGAUGGAGAAGAAGAUCAGAGAGCAGUUUGCCAAACAAGCAGAAAAUGGAAACAAAUUUGGAAACUUUGAUAACUCCCAAGAAUCUGGCCACACUGGAAAUAAUGGAAACUUUGGAAACAACAACAAUAAUUUUAAUUUGGGAGGAGGGGUUGUCCCAGGAUUCAACAAUCAAGCUUCCCAAAGUGGGUGCCCUCUCGGAUCCCGCCCAUUGAUAGGAUUUAACCAACAAAUCACUGAAUGCUCCCAACAACCAUGUCCAGAUGGAUUCUCCUGCGUUUUCGCUGAAAAGGAUAACAGAUUCCAAUGUUGUUCAUCUGUUUCAAUCAUGUUGGCAGUUAACAAACCAGUUAACAAACAAACAACCCCAUCUCCCAAUGGUCAGAUCGAAUGUCCGCCAGGAUUUUUCAAUAUGGACGGAAAGUGUCUUAAGAUUCUCUUUGCUGGACAGAAGGGAUGCAUUUCUGAUGAUCAAUGUAGUGCUCGUGAAGCUAACUCAACCUGUGACAAUGGUUACUGUAUCUGCCCAACUGAUAAACCACUAGUUCACGGAGGAAAGUGUAUUGCUAACUGUCCAGAAGGAUUUGCUAACAUUGCUGGAAGAUGCUAUGAUCCAACAACUGUUAUCUUCAUGGACUCUGUAGAUGAGAGAAAGAAUGGGACCAUUGGAGGAUACUGUUUGGAGACACUAAUCGAAGAGAAAAGAUGUCUAGUCCAGAACAGUUACUGCUCAGAGAAAACAGUCACAUGCACCUGUCAGAUUGGAUACGAACUUGAGAUGAACUUCGAGGAUAAGGAUGACAAGGGUAAAUGUAAGAAGAAUAGUGAUUCGAAGUACCAUGAUUUGAAAGCAACAACACCUACACCAUUUGACGAUGAGCUUUAUUUCAUUGAUAUCAGUUCAAUGAACCACGAGAGCCCAUUGAAUGACACAGGAGUAGAAAGUGAGGAUUUGAACAAGUAUCUGUUCCAGUCUGACGAAAUGAUUCCAGUUUUCGCCUAA